AUGGCAGAGGCACAGGAUGACGUCCACAUGGACACGCAGGACAUGGAGGACGAGACGCCGCCCUCGGACGUCUUCAUGGCACCGUCAAUUUCCAAGCCGCAUCUUCUGGGUGGUCGGUCUUACUCACACUUCUCACCCAUCCCCAAGCAAAUUGCAGAUGACAUGGCACGAGAGGUUGUCUUGGGUGUCGACGAAGCAGGAAGAGGCCCUGUAUUGGGCCCUAUGGUAUACGCCCUCUUCUACUUACCAAUCGAACUGCACCGCUCCCUCCUCGCCGAAAUCCACCACUUUGAUGACUCCAAGGUGCUCAAGGCCAAUGUCCGGUCCGAUCUUAUGCGCACGCUCUGCACCCAAGGCACCGAUCUCUACGAAGCCGGUGGGUGGGCAACGCGGCUGCUAUCUGCACAAGACAUCUCCGCGCACAUGCUGCAACCAUCCGUGUACAACUUGAACGCUCAAGCUAUGGAUGCGACGAUUGAUUUGAUAAAAGAGGUCCUGGCCAAGGGUGUUAACGUCAAGGAGAUAUACAUUGAUACAAUCGGCAAGCCCGAAAUCUACCAGAAGAAACUGGAGAGAAUAUGGCCAACCAUUAGCAUCACUGUCGCAAAGAAAGCCGACAGUCUGUAUCCAGUCGUAAGCGCAGCCUCGGUCUGCGCCAAGGUUACGCGCGACGCUGCACUAGACGUGUGCUACGAGCCCUACCACAGCCGCACCGAUCCAGAAGCCGAAGAUGGGGCACAAGUCCAAGCCGCGUGGGGAUCAGGGUAUCCGUCGGACGCGCGCACCUCAGCAUGGAUGAAGCAGAACAUGGAUCCCCUCUUUGGCUGGGGCAACGAGACUCGCUUUUCCUGGGGCACAGCCAAGGAAAUGCUUGAGGGGAAAAAGGCCGAUGUCAGCAUUGACUGGCCGGCGGAAGACGAUGGCAACGACAUGCGAAUGACGGACUUCUUCAAUGGAAAAAACGAGGCAAUCGGCGAUGAACUCGUAGACUGGUUUGGAAAGCGGGUGACGGAAGAGAUGGAAGUGUUUUGA
Bipolaris sorokiniana ND90Pr is the source of this 1032-nucleotide messenger RNA. RefSeq lists its product as uncharacterized. Gene Ontology annotation, biological process: mismatch repair; DNA replication, removal of RNA primer. Gene Ontology annotation, cellular component: ribonuclease H2 complex. The transcript is spliced from 2 exons. The record is from RefSeq and is a predicted model, not a curated record. Gene Ontology annotation, molecular function: RNA-DNA hybrid ribonuclease activity; RNA binding. The coding region runs from base 1 to 1032 and encodes 343 amino acids. NCBI's taxonomy places the organism in Eukaryota, Fungi, Ascomycota, Dothideomycetes, Pleosporales, Pleosporaceae.